AUGGACGAGUCGACCGAAAGCAGUUGGCCGGAGCAGCCGCUACGAGCAUCGGCAGCGCCACCAAGCCUACCGCGGCCACAAAGCACAGUCCCUGUCCGAUCGGGACUAGCGAUGCCCACCGACACGAAAGACCGCAAGUCGUUUCUGACAGGCCUCGUGGCGGGCCUGAGUCUCAACGAGAUAUGGAUGCUGCAGGCGCAGCUGGCCAGGCUCGAUCUGCGCACCGAUGUGUUUGGGCGGCUGCCGCCGGAGCUGCAGAUCCUAGUAGCCGACCAGCUGGGGCCGGCCGAUCUGGGCUGCUGCCUUGACGUGUCGCCAGCCUGGCGCCAGGCGUUUCUGCACGAGUCUGUGCGGCGGGGCCAGGCGCGGCGCUGCUUCCCGGGCCUGCUGGAGUACGCGAGCGCGGUGGAGCAGGCAGAUGCCAGUGCCGAGCAGGUCGACCGCGCGUUUGCCGACACGGCACGCAAGUAUGCUGCACGUGCACGUGGCCGGUUCCGCGCUGCACUGCGACAUGUGCCCCAGCCGAAGGCAGCGGUGCUGGCCGAUAUGGACGACGCGACAUUUGACGGGCCCGAGUAUGCGUACGGCCGGCUCUUCUGGCAGCUGUACCACGACAGCACGACACACAUCCGCGUGGACGACCUGCGCAGCGGGCGGCGGCAGCACUUUGCGGUCAAGGACGAUAUCGUGCGGGGUGAGCGGUUCAUGCAGAGCUCGUUUGGCGACGAGCUGGUGGCGAUAGCCUUUAGCGGCACCCGUCUACUGGCGUGGAACUUUCGCACGGGCGAGCAGCACAGCAAACAGAUGCCGGCGCAGAUCGAUGUCACGGCGACGGUGGGCCGACGGGUGUGCGUGCUGUCACAGGGCAACAUCUACGAGUGGGAGGUGGGUGGCAAGAUGCGCGAGGUGGACCUGACGGGCCUAGAUGGACGGCACCGGCUGCCGGAUCUGGACGGCCGGCUGCCGAGCUUCUUUUUGUUGGAUCCGGUGCGGCCGGACGUCUUCUUCCGGGGCAACUUUGUGGUGGAGAUGGCCGAGAACGGUGGAGGUGGAGGUCCGGCCAUGGCGACUGGCACUGCUGGCACCGGCACGCUGUGCUUCUACGUGCACGAGUUCCGGGGACGGCGGUUUGCGCAGACGUUUGCGUACCGGCUGCCGUUUGUCGGCUAUGCCUUUCCGAGCUCGCUGAUCGAUACGACGGUGCGGCGGGACACGCGCGGGUCGUUCUCGCUGGCGUCCUGGCGGGUGAGCGGGUCGUUGUCGGGCAGCGAGGCAGAGGGUGCACAGCCGGCUUGGACGGCGGCCAGCGUCCGCGGUGUCGGCUCGCUGUCGUUCAACGUGUACACGCGCACGUUUGCGCUGUCGUUCUUCCGGCUGCCACCGCUGGCACCAUCGCUGGGCCGCGACCGACCAACGGCACUGCGUGUGCAUCUCUGGGACGACCAGCUGCUGACGCUGAUCGAUCGCCACCGCGAGGCCCACGGCGGCGGCAAGAUGCGCAAGGCCGAUCCCAUGCUCUUCGCCUUUGACGACGCCUACAGCGAGGCGGCUGCGUGCUCACCGCCACCACCCUUUUCGGCCGUGCCGGUCUAUGCAGCCGAGGACCACACAGGACACUCAGGACAGCCCCGGCUGGAAUCACGCCGUCUGACGCACUUUGAGCCGGAGCCGUCUCGUUCCGGCAGCUGGUGCGUCGACGACGCCGACUGGGCCAAGAACGGCUGUCUCCUGCGCUACAUCCUCGACCUGGACACGCAGCCGGUGACGCCGGACAAGCCGGCCCACAUUGGCGACUACCACAUCAUGGGCGACGAUGACUUUGUCGUGGCCGUCCACCACGGCGAGCACACCGUCUGGAUCUUUUGUGCGGACGCUCCAGGCGAACGGAAGACCGGCGAUCAUGACGACAGCAACGACGACAACAGCCACAGUGUUCGUCCCGGAGACUGA
Molecule: messenger RNA, 1950 nt
Organism: Grosmannia clavigera kw1407
Lineage: Eukaryota; Fungi; Ascomycota; Sordariomycetes; Ophiostomatales; Ophiostomataceae
Exons: 2
Coding region: 1-1950 (649 amino acids)
Molecular function (GO): protein binding
Source: RefSeq, a predicted model, not a curated record